AAAAGUGAAUCAUAACUGUGUUUUGAAACUACGAAUUACAUAGGACCUCUAGAGCUAGACAGGGAACAUCUGGAGAGCAAGCCCUCCUCAGAGAGGCUUAAAGUCGAGCAGCUGGACAGAGUGAGUAGUCAGAAGUUGUUCUGUGCUGAAGUGGAAGAUGAAUUCUGCUCUUUUACUUCGUGCUCUAGCCCAACUCUUGUUGCUGGCUACUAUUAUUCACACCCAGCCCCACUACUUCCACGGAGAGGAAUGGGUCAACGCUUGGCGCCAGGGAUUUAACUUCCAGUGCCCUCAUGGCGAGGCGCUUGUGGCCGUCAAGAGCUAUUUCAGUGAAGGAGAGGGCUCGGACCGUCUCUGGAGCUUUGAAUGUCAGCCGACCCCAACAACCCUUGGGGAGCCCAGCGCGUGCUGGUGGGAUGAUCUUAACCUUGCUGGCAUGGAGUGGACCUCCACAUGCAGUGACAAUGGUAUAGUGGCUGGAGUGCAGAGUCAGUACUUUCCUUCUACUCUGGACCGGGAGUGGCGGUUCUACUGUUGCCGCUACGGUAAAAGAUGCCCUUAUUCCUGCUGGAAGACCUCUGACUAUCCAGAGUACCACAAGGAGGAGGCUGAAAUGAUCGUCCCUGCUUAUGGCUACUUCAUCCGAGGUGCUCAGACCACCUUUAGCGGCGUGCUCAGGGAUCGCCAGUGGAAGUACAUCCUGUGCAGGAUGACAGACUAUGAUUGUGAAUUUCAAAACUUAUAAGUCUGGAAUUUGUUAAGCACAACAAUCCAAAAAGUCCACAUAAAUAACCACGGACUUAAAGAUUUUAUUAGAAAAAAUUUUUUACACAAUUAUAAUAUUAAUUGUCCAUGUAAUACAAGUCAAAACACUUUUAUAACCUAGGAAUUUAUAUGGUUAAUUUUUAUGUGAGACAUUAUUACAUUUUAUGUAAUCCUGCAUGGUUUAAGAGUCUGAUCUUGAUUUGCAUAACAUAAGGUCGCAUUAGUACAAACAUCCAAACUAGUUCUAUACCUACAAUGUGUUUCUUCUAUGUAUGGAUUGUAAAGCUGAAUCAAAGCACUGUGGAUGGCAUGACAUCUACAUCACCUGUUUUGACAAAAGAAAGUUAUUGCAGUGUAUCGUAUUUGGUCCCAAUAAAGCAUUUUUUCUUAA
Clarias gariepinus (North African catfish) is the source of this 1156-nucleotide messenger RNA. RefSeq names its product dermatopontin (gene dpt). Gene Ontology annotation, molecular function: extracellular matrix structural constituent. Gene Ontology annotation, cellular component: extracellular matrix. The record is from RefSeq and is a predicted model, not a curated record. Gene Ontology annotation, biological process: collagen fibril organization. The transcript has 4 exons. NCBI's taxonomy places the organism in Eukaryota, Metazoa, Chordata, Actinopteri, Siluriformes, Clariidae. Bases 158 to 745 code for a protein of 195 amino acids.